Molecule: messenger RNA, 1374 nt
Organism: Aureobasidium namibiae CBS 147.97
Lineage: Eukaryota; Fungi; Ascomycota; Dothideomycetes; Dothideales; Saccotheciaceae
Product: transcription factor Opi1
Exons: 2
Coding region: 1-1374 (457 amino acids)
Biological process (GO): phospholipid biosynthetic process; endoplasmic reticulum unfolded protein response; regulation of transcription by RNA polymerase II
Cellular component (GO): nucleus; endoplasmic reticulum
Molecular function (GO): transcription corepressor activity
Source: RefSeq, a predicted model, not a curated record
AUGCCUCGCACCAGCAUUGAAUCCGACGCUGCCAGCAACAUGAGCAUUGACGACGCAACUCAACGCUCCACAAGUGUGUCAAUGGACGACCCAGAUGUCCGUCUUGCCGCCGAGGCUCUCUCUGGUCUUGGAAACCCUGACUUUGCUCCCUCCCCCAAGACUCGUCCAUCAGCCUCCAACCACAGUCCUGCAAGUGUCUCAGCUUCGUCAAACAGAGACCUCGAACCACUGCUGGAUCUUCUGGUCGACGCCCAUCCUUGGGUUGGAAAUACUGUCAACGGUAGUUUGUCUGCUUACAAUGCGACCAAGAACUUCUCGCCCCGUAUCGUCAGAUAUGGAGUCCAUCUCGUCGAGCGUAACGUUGGCUCUCCUGUCGCUAGUACUGUCAGUAACCUCGGUAGACGUACUGGUGUCGAAGGGGGCAUUAGACGAUACCUCGAUAGUCGAAGACCCAGUUCUCCAGCCACGGAUUCUGCCCACGGAAGCAAACGUCGACGAGUAGCCUCGGACAACAUGGACCUUGACCGUGUAGACCCGACCCUUCAGGACUCACAGGAAUAUUUACCUGCGUAUCAAGCCAACAAACCGCCUUCGUAUAGGGAGGAGGUCAGCCCCCACGGAUCAGAGAGAAGUCGAGCUGUCGAAAGACCUCCUAACAAUCGAAGCUGGUCAACCAAGAUCUUCAUCUCGACCUCUGCUCUCGGUGUUGCACUCAGCGAUUCAUCCUUGCGAAGCCUUCAGUACUGCGUCAAGCUUCUCUCCGGAGCUACUGAGCAUGUUGAGAGCGUCAUGAAUGCGCUCAAGAUUGUUCUACACGAGUACGACCAAUCGCACGAGACAUCACAACAAGAGCGAGCCAGACAAGAGAAGGAAAGAGAGGCCGGUAUCGUCAUUGAGAUCAGAAGCGGCAACGAGCAUGACCAAUCGACAGAAAUGCUCGCGAGACGCAUCAAAUCGCUUUGUGAUGACAUCUGGCACACCAUCCAGACCGUGGUCAACUCCGUUUCGACAUACGCCGGAGGUGCCCUCCCCGAAAACGCCCGCAACAUCGUAAAGGGGCAGUUGUUGUCCAUCCCUCAAAGAUGGCGCCAUGCUACACAGUCAGCUGAAGCAGCUUCUCCGUCUCAAUCGGCCACUAAAGCCGACGGCGGCGAAGACGGUAAAGCAGUUGAGGGUGCAGACGAGAACACUCGUAAAGCAGCCCACCGCAUGAUUGCCUUUGCAACCGAAGGCAUCGACAUGAUGGCACAAGUCAACAGCGUCGUCGGCAUCACGCUGCAGAGCGCUGAAAGCUGGCUGCAAAGCCUUGGUAGAAACGUCCGCGAGGAAGAGAUGAUGGAUGCCGACGAUCCGAGGGAAGCCACAGCCGAGUAA